CUUCAUUCCAAAUAUCCUCCAUUUCUUCUCUGUAUUUUCUGUAUUUGGUCUCUUCUAAUCUCUUCUAUUCUCCAACAUUCAUUUCCAUCGUUUCUCCACAAUCCAAAACAGUACCAAAAAGAAUCCAUUUUUACCAAGUCCAACCCUGUUUCAUCCUCAUUUAUUCUACUGCAUAUUGUUAUCAAUACGAGUCACUGUGUUUGCCUCCAGCCAUUUGGCAAAGUAUUGAUCUUUGAUCUUGUUGAUCUUAAAGGCCCAAGAACCAUUCUGAUUCUUUCCCUGUUUCAAGUUUUCAGAUUCUGGGUUUCACUCAAUUUCGAUUUUCCAGAGAUUGGUUUUGAUCCUUAUUGAUUGGAUGCUAGUGUUCUUCAGCUCCAACUCUAUCACGUGCAAGUUGCAGGAUCUGUAUAUCUUUCUGCUUAUAUACAAGUUCAUGCAAAUUUGAGCUUUAAUACAUGCUUCCAUCAGUUCCAUGUCAAUCUUCUGUGGGGUUCCCAUCAUUGAGUCUGUAUACUGUCUGGCAUGUGCUCGUUGGGUGUGGUUAAAAUGCCUUUACACGGCAGGCCGUGAGAGUGAAAACUGGGGUCUAGCCACUGCUGAAGAGUUUGAGCCCAUCCCUCGCUAUUGCCGCCUAAUCUUAUCUGUUUAUGAGGAUGAUCUUUGCAACCCUAUGUUUGCACCUAUUGGAGGGUAUGGUAUUGACCCUGGUUGGGUAGUCCUACGAAAAGACUAUGAAGAAACACUUGGCCGAGUUCCUCCUUACAUUGUCUAUCUUGAUCAUGAUAAUUAUGAUAUAGUCUUGGUGGUUAGGGGACUCAAUAUGGCCAAGGAAAGUGAUUAUUUAGUAAUGCUUGAUAACAAACUUGGGCAGACAAAAUUUGAUGGUGGAUAUGUCCACAAUGGGUUAUUGAAGGCAGCAGAGUGGCUGUUUGAUGCAGAGUGUGAGUUUCUGAGGGAAUUGGUAUUGAAAAAUCCAGAGUAUACCCUGACAUUUGUUGGACAUUCCCUGGGCUCUGGUGUGGUGGCAUUGCUGACUCUGGUAGCGCUUCAGAACAGGAGCAAAUUAGGAAUUGUUGACAGGAGAAAAAUUAGAUGCUAUGCGACAGCUCCAGCUAGAUGUAUGUCACUGAAUCUGGCCGUGAGAUAUGCAGAUGUUAUCAAUUCUGUUGUACUCCAGGACGAUUUCUUACCUCGGACAACAACUUCUUUAUCGGAUUUAUUCAAAUCACUUUUCUGUUUGCCAUGUGUAUUGUGUGUGACGUGCCUGAAGGAUACAUGCACACUUGAGAGGAUGUUUACAGAUCCAACGCGACUCUAUGCACCUGGUCGACUCUAUCACAUUGUUGAGCGGAAGCCCUUUAGAUUAGGAAGGUUGCCCCCAGUUGUGAGAACAGCAGUUCCUGUCGAUGGGAGAUUUGAGCAAGUAGUUCUUUCUUGCCAUGCUACUACCGACCAUGCAAUCGUCUGGAUUGAGAGGGAAUCACAAAAGGCUUUUAAUAUAAUGAUGGAAAGAGAUCGAAUGAUGGAUGUGCCACCAAAGCAGAGGAUGGAGAGAAAAGAGUCCCUUGUUAGUGCACAAAGCCAGGAGCAUGAGGCAGCACUUCGGAAAGCUGUAGCUUUGGAAAUCCCUCAUGCAUUCUCAACUUCACCAUACGGAACAUUUACACUGAGUGAAAAAGAAGAGGCGGGGAACUCUGGCAUAUCCAGUGCGGGGAGUCCAUCUGAGCCACUAAAGAAAAGGAGUGAAAGUUGGCAUGACUUCGUAGAGCGGCUAUUCGAUGUGGAUGAGUCUGGUAACAUCAUGGUAAAAAAGUCAUAACUUGCCGGGAGAAGUAUAGAGCGCAUGUCCUCUAUUGAUUGUGAGGUGAGGCAGUACACCAAUAGUGAAGUUGUACAUGCCAUCAUCAACUGUACAAAAGCUCAGUGAUUCUUACAACGUUUAAUAGAAAUAAGAAAUACUUUCCUGAACAUAGUAAUUUCUAGGUGCAUUCAACAUGAUUACGAAAAUUACAGUACAUGGCUCUUUUACAUU
Messenger RNA from Argentina anserina (silverweed cinquefoil), 2032 nucleotides. RefSeq lists its product as uncharacterized. The transcript has 6 exons. Gene Ontology annotation, biological process: lipid catabolic process. NCBI's taxonomy places the organism in Eukaryota, Viridiplantae, Streptophyta, Magnoliopsida, Rosales, Rosaceae. The coding region runs from base 473 to 1819 and encodes 448 amino acids. The record is from RefSeq and is a predicted model, not a curated record.